CUUUUCUUAUCCACACAUUCUAUACGGUGCACCUGGCGUUGUUUCCAUGCUUUUGACUCUCUUGAGCCCCUAGCACCUAUCAGUGGGCGUCGGCCUUUCAAUCAGCUGAUACGACAAGCAAUCCGCUUUGUGUAACCUCAAAGCAGCGACGUCUUCACCUCACGCCAACCUCUGAAACCUCUUAAUUCCACUUUCCAGCCUUCGAACCGAGAGGAAACUCGAAUCUGCAGGUGUUGUACCUGUCCUAGGCACAAUGGCAUCGCAAGUGGGAGAUGGUCUCUGUUCAGAUCCUUCUGAAAUCAUCAAAACCAGUCUUCCCGAUGUGCCCAGCGAUCUCGCCUUGAACCGCUACAACAUCCCCACCACCUACACCACGCUCCAAGAUGUUCUCGAUAACGCUCGGGCAUCAGAACAUUCUCAAACCCCUCGUAGUACACGACACGAUUCUCAUCAGCCUCUAUUCAACACAGACGAGCUCGAUGACUUCGAACAAUCCAGUGAGGCUAUCGUGCAGAACGGGGAGAGUACAAGCACUAGCUAUGAAGACGACGGGUCACACCUCGAGAUAAACUUCAAAGGGCUGAGUACGGACAGUACAGACUCGUCAAUUCCUCCUGAUACCCCCAGGAGAGGUAGAACAAGACAACAUACCCCCAACUCAGGCGAAUUUAUACAAGUGGACGGAUCAUGUCUCUCUAGAAACGUCAUGACAAACGGCAUCCAAAACGUUCUCGACAACCUCACACCAACAGGCUGCUCCGGAAGCGAAUCCUCAGACUCAGAGAACUCACCAUGUGGACACAAGCGCAAGAAGCUAAGGCCCUCGCGCAAACACCUGCAAUCAGACUCCACCAAAGUCAUCACACCCGCCGUUCAAGACGUCCUCGACAACCUUACUACCGACGGCUGUUCCGGGAGCGAUUACUGGGAGUCCGAGGACGAAGACUUCCAUCUCGUGCGCAAGCCGCUUAGAGACACGAACCAGACCCACACCUUGCAAAACACAGAAGCAUCCCAAUCCUACCCCUCCAUGCCCCCCGAACCCGAGCUCAAACCCCUCGCCUUCGACCACUCCUCCAUCCCCUCCUACCCCCUCGACGGCACCGUAAAGCGCCACGUCCGCGCGCGCACUUACCCCCUCCGCAUCCAUCCCGACCACCAACUCACCGCCGCAGACCACGAGAACCAAAACCAGAACCAGAGCCAGAAGACCACCACCCAGCACACCGCCCGCCGCUUCACCAGCUUCGACAACCUCCCCGCGCCCAAGAUCCCCCCACACCCCCCCAAGCCCACCGCCCGUAUUCAACUCCACCGGCACCCCAGCUCCCAAGUCCACCCGGCCCUGCUCCCCCUACCCCACCGCCCGAGCAAUCCCCCACCCCUCCUCAACCCGCAACAAGACGCCUUCUACCACGCCCUCAAAUCCAAGCUGUGGGCCCUGGCGCGCGAGCUCGAGACGCUGGCGCCGGACGACGAGCGGAAAAGCGAGGUGCCCGAAGCGCCGAGCCCAGACCUCGACGACGACGAAGUCAGCGUCGUGUUCAAGCUCGAUCGCGAGGAGGAGGAGGCGGAGCGCGAAGCCGCCAGUGACGGGGACGUGGAUACGAAUACCUCGAACUCUGGGUCUGGUUCGGAUGAAGAAGGGUAUGAGGAUGAGGACACGAAUUCGGAGAACACGAUCCGCCACCCCACGCUCUCGGCGACAGGGAAGCACAAGACGGGGACGCGGCGGCGGAUAUCGCGCCCGCGGGCUGACGUGCACGAGCCGAGCGAUGCGGGGACGGCGAGCGACUCGCUCUGCGGGUCAGAUGUCGAUGAGCUGGUCAACUGGGUGCGCGCGAAGCCGGCGCUGGAGUGUCUGCAGCGGCGGCGGAGCGAGGGGCGGGGACGGCAGCGGGCGAGGGAGCGCGCGGCGUCGUUGCGGGAGAGGUGGUUGAGGGCGGGGCCUGAUUGAAGCAGUAUCCGAUUACGGGACGACAAUGCGAGUGAAUAGCAGAGUGAAUCAGCGCGAGAGGGCUGGAGAUUCGGAAUGGCUUCAGGCGAAGUAGUAGUGCCUACACGCUUGGAGUAAUGGGUUGAAACAUCAUUACCAUUGCCGCGUUUUGUAUGCAGCGGAUACACAUGCUAUGAAUACCUCGAUAGUCGUAAUGGGUCAUUACCAGCAGUUCCCCUGCCCGCUAGAAGCCGAAGUUCCAGAAUCGUGAAAGGAGAGAAUGCAGCAGAACGCUGACGAAGAGGCUGA
Molecule: messenger RNA, 2245 nt
Organism: Mytilinidion resinicola
Lineage: Eukaryota; Fungi; Ascomycota; Dothideomycetes; Mytilinidiales; Mytilinidiaceae
Exons: 2
Coding region: 254-1957 (567 amino acids)
Source: RefSeq, a predicted model, not a curated record